CUUCUGCCAAGCUUCAUAGCACAGUAUCAUCACUGCCAAUGUGGUAAGUGCAGAUUGUGUUUCUGUAUCGUACCGUUGUUCGUAUUGUUGCAGAGUAAUUGUCAUGGCUUCGGAGCGGUAUAGUUUUUCAUUAACAACCUUUAGUCCGUCAGGUAAGUUAGUACAGAUAGAAUAUGCCUUGGCUGCAGUAGCUGCUGGUGCACCAAGUGUGGGCAUCAAGGCAGUAAACGGCGUCGUUCUUGCUACUGAGAAUAAGCACAAGUCCAUCCUCUAUGACGAACAUAGUGUCAGCAAAGUUGAAAUGAUUACAAAGCACAUUGGUAUGGUCUACAGUGGCAUGGGUCCAGAUUAUAGAUUAUUAGUGAAGCAAGCACGUAAAAUGGCACAACAGUAUCUCUUAGUGUAUCGGGAACCUAUUCCAACUGCACAACUUGUGCAACGCGUCGCAAUGGUCAUGCAAGAAUAUACACAAUCUGGAGGUGUCAGACCUUUUGGAGUCUCCCUUCUGAUUUGCGGCUGGGAUAACAACAGACCAUACCUGUUCCAAUGCGAUCCGUCUGGCACGUAUUUCGCAUGGAAAGCAACUGCAAUGGGUAAAAAUUUCAUUAACGGCAAAACCUUCCUUGAAAAGAGAUACAGUGAGGAUCUGGAAUUAGAUGAUGCCGUUCACACUGCCAUCCUGACACUAAAGGAAGGCUUCGAGGGGCAAAUGACCGCGGACAAUAUCGAAGUCGGCAUUUGUGAUGCAAAUGGAUUCAGAAAGUUGGAUCCAUCUAAUGUCAAGGAUUAUCUUGCGAAUAUUCCUUAAACCAAAA
Messenger RNA from Pogonomyrmex barbatus (red harvester ant), 815 nucleotides. RefSeq names its product proteasome alpha2 subunit (gene Prosalpha2). Lineage: Eukaryota; Metazoa; Arthropoda; Insecta; Hymenoptera; Formicidae. Gene Ontology annotation, biological process: ubiquitin-dependent protein catabolic process. Gene Ontology annotation, cellular component: proteasome core complex, alpha-subunit complex; proteasome core complex. The record is from RefSeq and is a predicted model, not a curated record.